UUUCUGACCAAGAUUCAUACGAAAGUAAGUCUUCCAGUAUUGGUUCUAACUCUCUGUUAUAUUUGUGUGUAAAAAAUGUAUCGAAAUAACAAGAACUUUUAGCAUAUUGCCUAACUUUCAAACGGUAUUAGGAAAUAUUAUCCGUUCUUUGACAAAGUCAAGGAGUAGUAAUGCAAGAAGAACGAACGCACUAACGGCCUUCAAGUGACCAAUAGUUUUAACCCGGCCAAUUCGCGCGAAAAAAGAGAAACAGAGAGAUGUAUCCAUAAUAGAGAAUGACAAAUCGAAAGAAGGAUAUCCCAUUUAGUCUGAUGGUUCUUUCCCAGCACUUCUUUCCGUACAUGGUUGAUUUCUCGUGACAUCGUUUCAUUUCCUUGAUCUGAUUACGCGCUAGAAGGUCAUUGGCGAGAGGUCACUCCGUGGAUCACUAUUCUUCAAGUUGGCCUCAGUUGUCUAGUAAAAUAUAUUAAAUCUUCUUCGCAGUUAUUGAGAAGUGUCACAUUAAUCUUAAGCACAGUCAUGCUGAGGGAUGCGUGUUUGAGACAAGAAGUGCAUGCAGUGAUUCGAGUUGGUGAAAAUUUUCAAGUAGAUCUCCCCUUGUACGAAGGUGAACCGCCACAGUCAAUACUUUCAAGUGAAUCCGAUCAUGAAGUAGUUCUGUGGCGUCCAAUAGCUGAAAGUUUAAAUGAUCAGUUGGAGAAAUUCAUAAACACAGCCAUUGAAAAAUAUGCGUAUACAGAAGAACAAGCUCUUGCCUUUCUUACCUGGCAUCAGAUUGAUUUUGAUGAGGCUGUCGAGGAUCUUUGCAAUUUUACGCCAGUUCAAUAUGAAUGGUCCAAUUUAGAACGUAAAAUAUUCUUCACCUAUGUCGCUUAUCAUAAUAAACAAUUUCAUAAAAUUAAGAAACAUUUUCCCAACCGUACAGUCAAUGAAUUGAUUCUUUUCUAUUACUUGAAUAAACGAAAUGAACAAACAUUGCAUGAAAUGGGUUUAGGCGGAUCUAAAUGGUCUUGUCUACAAAAACUUGGUUAUUUACUGCCUGGUAUUUCAUCACAUAUGAACAAUAAUAAUAAUAAUAAUGCUAAUCAGAAAUACGACUUCGAAUUUGAUAUGAACGAUCCAUUAGAUGUUGAAAUCAAACAAUAUCUUGAUAUGCUGCACAGAGUAGUUCCAGAAUCAUCAGCUGAAGAAUCCAAUGAUAGUACAGAACAAGGCACUAGCCUUAGCGGUACUCAAUCAGAGUGUGAAACAGAAACACGCACAUCAUGUUCAUCAUUAUCAAUAGGUGGUGAAGGCGGUGGUGUUAACACCGAAACUGUUGAACAACACAGUGAUCAACAAAGUAGAUCAAGUACAGGUUCUGUAACACAUAGUCUUGAACAUCGUAGACAACGGCGAGGACGAGGACGACAUUAUCGUAAAGGUCGAAGAACAACACCGCGUAAUGCCGCCGCUGCCGCUUUUGAUCUCUUCUCCAGUGAUAUUGUUUCAGUGAAUCGUUUAUCAGCACGUAAAUUUGCUCAACUUGAAAAAGAAAUUGCAGCAGCCAUCGCUUCUUUUAGUAGUAAUAAUAAUAAUCAAUCGUCAUUACAUAGAGUUAAAUCUCAUGAAGCCAAUACCUGUGUGAAUUCUAGUUCACGUAGUUCACGCAGAGGAAUUCUAUCGAACACAAAAACAAGAGCUACAUUGCCCUCUGGAAUAUACUAUUCACAUAGAGAAUUUCUGCGUUUCUGUGAUUCUACACCAGCUGAACGUAAACAAGAAAUGGAUGAAUUGAAUAAUACACUACAAACCUUGUCUGAACAAAUAAAGAAGGAAAAGAAAAUUGCUGACAGUAAAAGUGAAUCACUUGAAAGUAUGGCAGCUUUACGGCCUCCUUCUUUGCCUAUAGAUCCUUAUUGGUCCCCAGUGGAUAUUCAACUAGUCUGUCAUGCAAUCGGUGAUUUAGGACUUGAUUAUGUGGCGAUUGCUGAACGUUUGAUCAAUAAAACACCGACAAUGGUAGCCAAAUUCGUACAAAUGUACGGGCAACAACUUAACCUCCAUCAGUUGGCAUCAUUAUCGCCGUUAAUUUUGCUUUAAAAAAAUUUUUUUUGUAAUGAUUACUAUGAUUAUUGUUAUUACUGUUAUUGUUAUAUUUGAGUAUAUUGUAAAUACAAUAAAAUUCCUACCUCA
Molecule: messenger RNA, 2175 nt
Organism: Trichobilharzia szidati
Lineage: Eukaryota; Metazoa; Platyhelminthes; Trematoda; Strigeidida; Schistosomatidae
Source: the annotation of a GenBank genome assembly